ACACACACACCGCAUCACCGCUCAUUGUGUGAAAAAGUAGUCCCACUGGAAUGCGACUCGACGUUUAAUGAGACGCGAACGCGUUGAGACGGGAGCACGAAAACCGCUUUAUUUGCGCAAGAGAACUCGAAUAGAAAGAAAUAUCUUACAGUUCUGAUGACGAAAAGACAAUACAGGUGAUACAACAAUAGCAGGCGUUCGGGUGUAUUCAUACAUACAAACACACAGAACGAGACGGCGGAAUGAUACAUUUCCACUUUACCACCACUACCCCCCGGCGGAAGGAUACGACUCGGAAGCGGCGCAGCGUCAGGAAUCGCAGCUCCACCACACAGGGAGAGAGUGAGUGAGUGAGUGAGUGAGAGAGAGAGAAUGGGACCGGAGCUGACAUAAGAAUGAACGCGUCUGCGUUAUAACCACGGCCGAAUUCCCACAACUUGGAGAAAUAAAAAAACCAAAGGAAAAAGGGAUUUUUCCCCCAAACCCGGGGUUCUUAUCCAACCGAGCGGGAGACGAGGAUUCAGAGGCAACCAUGCGAUGAGCUCCAGGGAGAAGCGGAGGAAAAACAUGGGCGCGCUGCUGCCGAGUCUCUUUUUGUGCACUUUUUGUUUGCAAAUACGCGCCGUGCCUCUCCUCCUGUACGCCAACAGACGCGACUUGCGAUUGGUGGACGCCGCCAAAGGUCCCAGCGCCAACGCCACGGUGGUGAUAAGCGGCUUGGAGGAUGCUGCAGCCGUGGACUUUGUUUUCAGCAGAAGUCUGAUUUACUGGAGCGAUGUGAGCGAGGAGGCCAUUAAGCGGGCCACCUUUAACGGCUCGAGCUCCAGCUCCCAGACCACGGUGGUGUCGGGUCUGGCUUCGCCCGACGGUCUGGCAUGUGACUGGUUGGGUAGUAAACUUUACUGGACAGACUCGGAAACAAACCGCAUCGAGGUAGCCGAGCUCAACGGUUCACUCAGGAAAGUUUUGUUCUGGCAGGACCUGGACCAGCCGAGAGCGAUCGCUCUGGAUCCGGGCAGAGGGUACAUGUACUGGACAGACUGGGGAGAGAUCCCUAAGAUUGAGAGGGCAGGUAUGGAUGGCACAAAUCGAGCCGUGAUCAUCGAAACUGAGAUCUACUGGCCAAAUGGGCUCACGUUGGACUACAGCCAACAGAAGCUUUACUGGGCUGAUGCCAAAUACAACUUUAUUCAUCGCUCGAAUCUGGAUGGCACAGGGAGAGAGACCGUAGUGAAGGGUGCUCUACCACACCCCUUCGCCCUAACGUUGUAUGAAGAGACACUUUUCUGGACAGACUGGAACACACACUCUAUACACUCAUGUCAGAAGCAGACAGGGGAGGAGCGCCAUGAGAUCCACUUGAACAUCUUUUCGCCUAUGGACAUUCACGUUUUCAGCCAAAAGAGACAGCUCACCGAAGUGAGGAGUCCUUGUUCUGUGAAAAAUGGUGGCUGUUCGCACCUGUGCCUGCUUUCGCCGGUCAAGCCGUUCUACCAGUGCGCCUGUCCCACCGGUGUGCAGCUGCUGGAAGGCAACAAGACCUGCCGAGAUGGAGCCACGAAGCUGCUUCUCCUUGCACGGCGCACAGACCUCCGGCGCAUCUCUCUCGACACGCCGGACUUCACCGACAUCGUUUUACACGCGGAGGAUAUCCGACAUGCCAUCGCCAUCGACUAUGACCCCGUAGACGGCCACGUGUAUUGGACAGAUGAUGAAGUGCAUGCAAUUCGCCGCUCUCGGUUGGAUGGCAGUGAUGCACAGCUGCUCGUCACCUCGCAAGUGAAUCACCCAGAUGGCAUUGCUGUUGACUGGAUUGCACGCAACCUUUACUGGACCGACACAGGCACUGACCGCAUUGAAGUGACACGGCUUAACGGUACCAUGAGGAAGAUCCUGAUUUCCGAGGAACUGGACGAGCCUAGAGCGAUCGUCCUGGAUCCUGUCUCAGGAUACAUGUACUGGACCGACUGGGGUGAGAUCCCGAAGAUCGAGCGUGCUACUCUGGAUGGAACCGAGCGAGUUGUGAUGGUGAACACAUCCCUGGGCUGGCCCAAUGGCCUAGCGCUCGACUAUGCAGAGAGGAAGAUUUACUGGGGAGAUGCUAAGACUGACAAAAUAGAGAUGAUGAAUAUGGAUGGAACUGGUCGCAGGAUUUUGGUCGAGGACAAACUUCCGCACAUAUUCGGCUUCACCCUCCUGGGCGACUACGUUUACUGGACAGACUGGCAAAGGCGCAGCAUCGAGCGUGUGCACAAACGCACCGCCGAUCGCGAAGUGAUCAUCGACCAGCUGCCUGACCUCAUGGGGCUGAAGGCUACCUACGUUCACCAGGCUUUAGGGACGAACCCGUGUGCGGAGAACAACGGUGGUUGCAGUCACCUGUGCCUGUACAAGCCACAGGGUGUGGCGUGCGCAUGUCCCAUCGGCCUGGAGCUCAUGGGCGACAUGAGCACGUGCAUCGUCCCGGAAGCCUUUUUGCUCUUCUCACGUCACACUGACAUUCGCCGCAUUUCCCUCGAAACCAACAACAAUAACGUUGCCAUUCCGCUCACUGGUGUCAAGGAGGCAUCAGCGCUCGACUUUGACGUGACCGACAACCGCAUCUACUGGACCGACAUCACGCUAAAGACUAUCAGCCGAGCAUUCAUGAAUGGCAGUGCCCUGGAGCACGUGGUUGAGUUUGGUCUUGAUUACCCAGAAGGCAUGGCUGUGGACUGGCUGGGCAAGAACCUGUACUGGGCAGAUACUGGCACUAAUCGCAUUGAGGUGGCAAAGCUGGACGGCCAGCACAGGCAGGUCCUGGUGUGGAAAGACCUGGACAGUCCACGAGCUCUUGCACUGGACCCUGCUGAAGGGUUCAUGUACUGGACUGAGUGGGGUGGGAGACCCAAGAUUGAUCGCGCAGCCAUGGAUGGGACUGGACGGAUCACUUUAGUACCCAAUGUGGGUCGUGCCAAUGGGCUCACCAUUGACUACGCUGAGAGGCGCCUCUACUGGACCGACCUGGACACCACGCUUAUUGAAUCUUCCAACAUGCUCGGUCUCGAGCGUGAGGUGAUCGCAGAUGACCUGCCCCACCCUUUCGGUCUCACGCAAUACCAAGACUACAUUUACUGGACAGACUGGAGCCUGCGCAGCAUCGAGCGUGCUAACAAAACCAGUGGGCAGAACCGCACACUCAUCCAGGGACAUCUGGAUUACGUCAUGGACAUCCUGGUGUUUCAUUCGUCACGUCAAGGAGGCUGGAACGCCUGCGCCUCAACCAACGGGCACUGCUCACACCUGUGCCUGGCCGUGCCUGUCAGCAGUUAUGUGUGUGGCUGCCCAGCACAUUACUCACUUAAUGAUGACAACAAAACCUGCAGCGCACCCACGUCUUUCCUACUGUUUAGCCAGAAGUCAGCUAUUAAUCGCAUGGUAAUGGACGAGCAGCAGAGCCCUGACAUCAUCCUACCCAUUCACAGCCUACGCAACGUUCGAGCCAUCGACUACGACCCACUCGACAAGCAGCUGUACUGGAUCGACUCGAAGCAGAACUUCAUUCGUCGUGCGCAGGAGGACGGCAAUCAGAGUAUGACCGUGGUGUCCAACUCAUUGGGGGGCCACAAUCUGGGCUUGCAACCAUUUGACCUGAGCAUCGAAAUCUACAGCCGCUUCAUCUACUGGACCAGCGAGGUGACCAACGUAAUUAACGUAACACGCCUUGACGGCUCGCGUGUUGGAGUGGUGCUCCGUGGAGAGCAUGACAAGCCCCGUGCCAUUGUGGUUAACCCCGAGAGAGGGUACAUGUACUUUACCAACCUGCAGGAUCGCUCUCCUAAGAUCGAGCGAGCAGCUCUGGACGGCACUGAGCGAGAGGUUCUGUUCUUUAGCGGCCUGAGCAAACCUGUCGCCCUCGCUAUCGACAACGAGCUGGGCAAACUCUUCUGGGCCGACAUGGACCUGCGUCGCAUCGAAAGCAGCGAUCUAUCUGGCGCCAAUCGGAUUGUGAUCGAGGACUCAAACAUACUGCAGCCAGUGGGUUUGACUGUGUUCGGUAAUCACCUCUACUGGAUCGAUCGGCAGCAGCAGAUGAUCGAGCGCAUCGACAAGACAACGCGCGAGGGCCGGACGAAAAUCCAAGCUCGCAUUACGGCGCUUACAGACAUCCACGCUGUCCACGAGCUUCACAUGGAUGAGUACAAUAAACACCCUUGUACCCUAGACAAUGGAGGAUGCUCCCACAUCUGUAUAGUAAAGGGAGAUGGUACGACCCGCUGCUCCUGCCCUGUUCACCUGGUUCUCCUGGUGGAUGAGCUUUCCUGUGGAGAGCCGCCCACAUGUUCCCCGGAGCAGUUCUCAUGCACAUCGGGAGAGGUGGACUGCAUCCCGCAGGCCUGGCGCUGCGACGGAUAUGUUGAGUGCAAAGAUGAAAGCGAUGAGCAAGACUGCCCCGUGUGUUCAGACAACGAGUUUCAGUGCGACAGCAAGCAGUGCGUGGACAUCUUACUGCGCUGCAACGGCGAGAUCAACUGCCAGGAUCGCUCAGACGAGAACAAGUGCGAUGUUCAUUGCCCUCCCGAUCAGUUCAUGUGUAACAACGGUCAGUGCAUUGGCAAGCACAAGAAGUGCGACCAUAACACGGACUGCACGGAUAACUCCGAUGAGAUUGGCUGCUACCCCACAGAAGAACCUUCUCCCCAACCAACCAACACCAUCGGCUCCAUCGUCGGCGUGGUGAUGACGCUGUUUGUUGUGGGCGCAGUGUACUUUGUGUGCCAGCGCGUCUUGUGCCCGCAGAUGAAGGACGACGGCGAGACCAUGACCAACGACUUUGUCGUGCACGGGCCAUCCUCUGUACCGUUGGGCUACGUGCCACACCCGAGCUCUCUGUCCGGCUCUCUUCCAGGCAUGUCUCGUGGGAAGUCUGUGAUUGGCUCAUUGAGCAUUAUGGGAGGGAGCAGCGGACCACCGUACGAUCGGGCGCACGUGACUGGGGCAUCCUCCAGCAGCUCGUCUAGCACUAAGGGCACUUAUUUCCCUCCUAUCCUGAACCCUCCUCCUUCUCCAGCUACAGUGCGCUCUCAGUACACCAUGGAGUUUGGCUACUCGUCUAACAGUCCUUCCACACACCGCUCAUACAGCUACAGACCGUACAGCUACCGGCACUUCGCUCCUCCGACCACGCCGUGCAGCACAGACGUCUGCGACAGCGACUACACGCCAGGCCGGCGAGCGCAGCCCGUCUCCUCCUGCAUCAUUGCCAAGGGCUACACGAGUGACGCCAACUAUGACUCGGAGCCGUUCCCUCCCCCUCCCACGCCGCGUAGCCAGUACCUGUCCGCCGAGGAGAACUGCGAAAGCUGCCCGCCCUCGCCGUACACAGAACGCAGCUACUCUCAGCACCUUUACCCUCCACCGCCCUCGCCCUGCACUGACUCAUCCUGAGCCCUGCCAAUCACGUCCACAACCCCGCCCCAUGCCCCAACACAUUACCCCACCCAGCCCGCCAUCUCAAUCGGUGUAAAUAGCAUUUGUGCAUAAAAUGAUUUUUUUUUUUUUUUUUAAAAGUGACUGAUGUGUAUGUUGUUCUGUAAAGAGCAAGAAAACCAGUUUUUAGGGGGGAAAUAGACACUUUGGCGUGCAGAGGUGGCGGAUACUUGUAAAAGAAAAGAAAAAAAAAACUAAAGAAAGCAUAUUUAUAUAUUUUCUAUACAGCGUUUAUUGAUUAUGCCAUAGAGCUUUGUAUUGCUAAAAAAUAAUUUGUACAUUUUUUUAAAAGAAGAAAGUUUUAUUAAAUUCACACAGACAUCAUGUUGCCUUAAUCCAAGAGCGUGUUAAUCGAGCUGCCUGUUCUGAGGCUCGAGCGCUCGUGGGAAACGUCUGGAGAGGACUGCAGGUUGUUGGGUUUUUUACCCCUGGAUGCCAAAAAAAAAGGCGAAGAGAACGGAUGGAGAGGGAGAUUGGAGCCUCCUUGUGGCUGACACUAGUAUUACACUGUUCAGCUGUGGGGCCAUUUUGUCUGAACCACUAGAUUUUUUGAUCAGCCAGUCCACCUAGAGCUCCUGUACAAGCUAUAAAUAGAGCGCGCUUCUUCUGCUCACUUUGUCGUAUUUUUAAUACAAAAACAGAAUGCCAUGGGAGAUGUAGCAAUAAGAAGAAGGACGACGGCUGGUGAGACAGAUGUGUGGUGCCACUGAUUAUCAAGACGAAGCAUCCAUUUCCUUUUGGCUCCAAAAACGAACUCCAGGAUGGAUGAGGAAACACCACUUCACGGUCUUGAGCAGAUAACCAAAAUCUUCACUUUUGCCUCAAAUUUUUUUUUUUAUUUGUCCAGUUUUUUUUUUCCUCCUCCUCCUCUUAUGAUGCCUGACUACAACUGCAGACAAACUCCUCCCUGGCAGAAGGUUCCAUCUUUGAGCACAUACACUCGUUUCCUCUUCCAUCUCCUCACCACCCAUCAGCACUGUGGACUCCAUAUGGGAAAUUCUCUUCCCAAAACAUUCAUCAUAAACAUUCAGUACAUAAUCAGGAGCAAGUUUAUUGUGGCCGAGUGUUUUUAUUUUUUAAUUUGCAGCUCUUUUUUUUCCUUCUUUUUCUCCAAGAACACCAGUGCCCAUAAAAUGUCAAAUAUUUUUGUACCACAUAUUGUAUAGAUACCAUAUUUAUAAGCUAUAAAAAGAGGAAGAAAACUUGUAAA
This is a messenger RNA of Silurus meridionalis, 6679 nucleotides long. RefSeq names its product low density lipoprotein receptor-related protein 6 (gene lrp6). The transcript is spliced from 23 exons. Lineage: Eukaryota; Metazoa; Chordata; Actinopteri; Siluriformes; Siluridae. Gene Ontology annotation, biological process: receptor-mediated endocytosis involved in cholesterol transport; chemical synaptic transmission; canonical Wnt signaling pathway. Bases 538 to 5427 code for a protein of 1629 amino acids. Gene Ontology annotation, molecular function: Wnt receptor activity; Wnt-protein binding. The record is from RefSeq and is a predicted model, not a curated record.